Molecule: messenger RNA, 746 nt
Organism: Sardina pilchardus (European sardine)
Lineage: Eukaryota; Metazoa; Chordata; Actinopteri; Clupeiformes; Clupeidae
Gene: h2bk1
Exons: 2
Coding region: 75-422 (115 amino acids)
Cellular component (GO): nucleosome
Molecular function (GO): protein heterodimerization activity; DNA binding; structural constituent of chromatin
Source: RefSeq, a predicted model, not a curated record
GACCGGUGGAAAGAAACAUUGAUUUAGAAAUCCGAUAAGCUCGUGUUAGUUACCAAAACGCAGCAGAAUCAACUAUGAGUGAUGAUGCAACCAAAAAAAGAGGAAAGAGCAGUGGAAAGUCAACAAAAAGAAAAUCUAAGAGGAGGGAGACCUAUGCGGUUUACAUCUAUAAGGUUUUGAAACAGGUCCAUCCGGACACUGGUAUCUCAAGCAGAGCUAUGAGCAUCAUGAACUCCUUUGUCAACGACGUCUUUGAGAGAAUUGCCACAGAGGCGUCCCGACUGACUCAAUACAACAAACGCUCCACCAUCACAAGCCGAGAGGUGCAGACCGCCGUUCGUCUGCUUUUGCCCGGAGAGCUGGCCAAGCAUGCCGUGUCCGAGGGGACUAAGGCGGUCACCAAAUACACUAGUUCAAAGUGAAUUCCAGAGUGAAGGGGAGUAUGAUUUGCACAUCAGCUGAGCACUCACUUUAAAAAAAAAACAAUCUUUAGAGCUGAUCCCUUUAUAACUUUGGAAAUAAACACACUUAAACAAGCAUUUUUGCAUCUGCACGUUAUUUAAGAGGAGCCUCCCUGAAUAUGACCGCUGAAAUCUGAAUAAACAAAAUGAACUGCAUAGGCCUACUUCUAAUUUGCAAGCUGACAGCUUGUGCCGUUUUCCUUUAGGGGUUCAGAUUGUGCUCCCCUUCUGUUGGAAUGUCUCGGUUGCGCAUUCUCCCAGGUGUCUUGAAUAAAACCAGUCCCA